ACUUCACCAUUCUUAGUUUUUUGCUCUCCUCCUUAUUAUAAGUGAUCGACCUUCACAUAAUCACACAACUCACUCUUUUUCCUUUUGAGAUUUGUAUGUGCUAAAUUAUGUACGAGCUUUUGAAAAGACCAUAGAUUUUAUCCACAGUUUAGGACGUGUUGCUUUGGAAUUACAGGUCAAACGUGGAACAAUGUAGGACGUAUAUAGAGAAUUGAUUUUUGGUGGUCAUAACUCGCAAUUUCCAAGCUCAAGUCAAGACCGGUUCUUGGUUCUCUAAAAUAAGUUGUGACAUGCAUGAAAAAAAGGAGGGCCGACGUCCAACAUACUUUAUCUGAUGCCACUUUGAGCCGCGUGUUCUUCUCUUAGGCAUAAAUUCUCAAUCCUCUUAGCAGCCUAUACAAAAGUAGUGAAGACGAUUGAUGGGAUUUCCAUUUCCUCCUUAUAAGCCAGCUCUUCCCACUAGCUAUUGUCUCUCUCUUUCUCUCAAAGCCAACGUCUGCAUCAAUCCGAUCUUCUCCAUAUAUCUAUCCUCCUACAUACAUGCAAGUUCAUAUAUAUAUAUAUCACUAAAUCCGGUAGCUAGCUAGAGGUGGCUCAUUGCUUAUGAUAAAAGGAGGAAUAUUGAUAGAGUCUUGAGAUGUUAUUGAAGGUUCCAGAACAGGUGCAGAAUGGGGUCUGAGGAAAAUCCAAGCGACAGCUCCCUGUGGCCACAGCCUUUAAUAAGCAUCAUGGACUCGGACCCACCAUUUCACAAGGCCUACAAGACCCUUUUCGACAAAACCGCGGACAAAGCCACCGCCACCAUAAUCAACAGCAACAGCAACAACAAGGACCGUGAGGAGAUGCUGCAGCUUGUCAUCGUCGAGGAAUGUGACCUGCCGCUGAUCGAUCUGCGGCGGUUGGAGCUCGGAGAAAGGGAAAGGGAAGAGUGCAAGUCAGAGAUAGCUAGGGCUUCUCAAGAUUGGGGUUUCUUUCAGGUUGUGAACCAUGGGGUUUCUGGUGGGCUGCUUCAGAAGAUGAAGAUUGAGCAAGAGAAGGUGUUCAAGCAGUCGUUUGAUAAGAAGAGUCAAGAGGACAAGUACUUGAAUUUCUCUGCCGGUAGUUACCGUUGGGGAACGCCUUCAGCCACAUGCCUAAGACAAUUGGCUUGGUCUGAAGCGUUUCACAUUCCACUCAAAGACAUUUCCACCUCAUCAGCAGCUGGUCUCGAUUAUAAUCCCAGCUCGACUAUGGAACAGUUUGCUACAACAGUUUCAAGUCUGGCACUGAACUUGGCUGAAAUUUUAGCCGAGAAAUUGGGUCACAAGUCGACAUUUUUCCAAGCAAAUUGUUUGCCCAGCACGUGCUAUCUCCGAUUGAACCGAUAUCCACCAUGUCCCAUCCCUUCUGAGGUGUUUGGGUUGAUGCCACACACUGAUAGCGACUUCCUUACAAUUUUGCAUCAAGACCAGGUUGGAGGACUGCAGUUGGUCAAGGAUGGGAGAUGGAUCGCGGUUAAACCUAAUCCUGCGGCCCUAAUCAUCAACAUCGGAGAUUUAUUUCAGGCAUGGAGCAACAAUGUGUACAAGAGUGUUCAACAUCGAGUUGUCACGAAUUUGGCAGUGGAACGAUUCUCAACUGCAUAUUUCCUAUGCCCUUCGUAUGAGACUGUGAUACAAAGCUGCCGUGAGCCUUCGGUGUAUAGAAAAUUCAGCUUCGGGGAGUAUAGGCGGCAAGUCCAAGAGGAUGUUAAAAUGCUGGGUUCCAAAAUAGGUCUUCCUAGGUUUGUUGUAUAAUUAAUAAUUAGGUAAGCCAUUAGUACUACACAGAUGAGUUUUGCUAGUACAUCAUUAGGGUUAUCUAAAUAUAUUUCGGGUGAGGGCAAUGGAAAUUAAGCUUAAUCUUAUAUUAGGCAAUGGAAAUUAAGCUCGUUAAUUAGUCAAUUGUGAUUUACUACAUUGUAAUUAGGGGUUUAUAAUUUUUAUUCUGGUUUUAAUCAAGGGUGUUUGUUUUAAGUA
This is a messenger RNA of Prunus avium (sweet cherry), 1997 nucleotides long. The record is from RefSeq and is a predicted model, not a curated record. Lineage: Eukaryota; Viridiplantae; Streptophyta; Magnoliopsida; Rosales; Rosaceae.